AGAUGCUGCCCUGGACUCAGUUGGUGUUGGUCUUUCUUAGCGUGGUGCAGGCUGUGGUAAGCUGCCCCGAUGUCUGCAAAUGCUCCAGGAAGUCCAACCCAGAAAAGUCCGAAGUCAACUGUCAUAAAAAGGGUCUUCGUAGCCUUCCCUCCAAUCUGCCGCCGGAUGCUUGGAUCCUCAAACUGGGUGAGAAUGGCAUAACAACCCUAAAGGCCAAUUCAUUUAGAUCAGCGCCCAGGAUUGAGAGCAUCAACCUGGAACGAAAUGCAAUCAAAUCCAUCCACCCCAAAGCCUUUUCUGGUGUCAAGCAACUGAUGCUGCUCAACCUUUAUGGCAACCACAUCACAGUGCUCCCCCCACGGGGGUUUCAGGAUCUCCUGAACCUUCGUUUCCUCAUGCUGGGCCAGAACCAGAUUGGGAUUCUCAAAUCUGAGAUGUUUGCUGGCAUGAGGAACCUCUCAGACCUCGAUCUACCUCUUAAUGCGCUGACAGUGCUUCCAUCUAACGCCUUCAAACCUUUGAUUGCCCUCAAAGUGUUGGACCUUUCCCUGAAUCGAAUCCAAAGGAUCUCUCCCAAAGCCUUCACUGGACUCAGACAGCUCCUGUUCCUUAAUCUGGACAACAACAGUCUGAAAACUGUCCCAUCUGGAGCAUUCCGGCCGCUGGGAUCACUGGAGAUGCUGGUUCUGGACAACAACCUCCUGUCAACACUGAGCCAGUCAGCUCUGGAUGGCCUUAGCAACCUGCAGGAGCUCUACCUGAGGAACAAUGAGCUGGAGCAGCUGCCAUCUGGUGCGUUCAGCAACGUGCCCAACCUCUCCCAGCUUGGACUCAGUGGAAACCGCCUGAAGACAGUGGAUGGAAACAUGUUCAGCCAUAUGCCAGCGCUGAGGAAGCUGUACCUGCAUGAGAACCCGUGGCAGUGCGACUGUAACAUCAUCUCCCUGGUGAGGUGGAUGGGACAGACCAAGGCCGCAAUGUCGCCCCGGGACGCCCUGAAAUGCGCGAGCCCACCACAGCUGAAGAACAAGAACCUGAGCAGCCUGCGGCCGGCGACGCUGCAGUGCAGCGCCUAACGUCCAGGAGCAGUCCCCUCCAUGAGGACACAUUAAUAUGCCAAAACCAACUUACUUUUUAGUAUUUUUUUUGUUCUAAGCUACAGUGUGGGGAAUGUACACACCAAACUCCUAUCUAAUGUAAUAUUUAUAAUUUCAUCUAGAACCUCUGAGCUGAUGUGUUGUUUCAAAUUCCAUGUAUGUUUUUUUUUUUUUUGCUUCUCUUUGUGAAUGUUUCUGACAUCAAACAGCAUUAAAAUCUCUUUGCUGCCAAAGAUUUUAAUUGGACAGAGUGAGGACUGUCUCCACCAACGCAGAGCACGUCUGCUUCCUAAGCUCUUAAAUUCAGCUGUGAGAUGAACAUUAAUCUCAUAAUCUCAUAUUUUCCAAAGAAUCUAUCCAAGUAUGGAAAGUGAGGGAUUACAUGCAAAAGGAUUACAUUAAUCUUGUUCGAGAAGAGUCCCUUACAUUUUUGUAUUUGGAGCAGGAAGUUGAGAAAGGAAGACUUCUUGUUCGGUUUAAUGAAAUUAAGCUAAAAUAAAAAUGGAGGCAGGUCCUGUCAGGCUGUUAAAUCGGUAUUCUUUAAAAUGAACAACAAAUGGUAAAUAUGGUGCAUAUGUUCAGUCUUGAUCCUGCAGUAUUUUGUUUUUUCUUUAGCUUUGAUCUGCGACAAGACGUCCAAAGCUGUCAACAGCAUACCAUUGACACUCUAGAAGAUGUUAGUGGCAGCAUCAUGCUGUGGGAUGGUUUUCUUCAGCAGGAACAAGAAAGCUAAUCAGAGAUGAUUUAGAGAUGAAUUCUGCUAAACGCUGGACAAUAAUGGAAGAAAACCGGUUGGAGUUUUCAAAAAACUUGAACCUGGGGCGUAGGUUCACCUUCCAAUAUGGCAGCUAGAGACGUUUCACUAAAG
Messenger RNA from Xiphophorus couchianus (Monterrey platyfish), 1965 nucleotides. Its product is annotated as leucine-rich repeat-containing protein 15. Gene Ontology annotation, molecular function: protein binding. Gene Ontology annotation, cellular component: plasma membrane. Lineage: Eukaryota; Metazoa; Chordata; Actinopteri; Cyprinodontiformes; Poeciliidae. Bases 3 to 1076 code for a protein of 357 amino acids. The transcript is spliced from 6 exons. The record is from RefSeq and is a predicted model, not a curated record.